AUGGCAGCCACUCCUGAUCCGGACAGCAUCGAUAGUCUUCCCCAGCAGCAGCACAGUGUCAUCUUACGGCAUCCGCAAUCACAUGACCUCAACUCUCCCGCAGGCUCCAGCAAAGGUCUACAGGUAUCCAGUCAAAUCGGGUCAUCUACCUCGUCUGGUUAUCAAAUUGCAGCUCAGAGUCAUUACUUCCGUUCCCGCCGGGUAAAGAAGGCCAAAUGGGUCACUACUUUCCCAAUCUUGGGAUUCAUCCUCGGUUUGGGCAUUACCGGAAUCCUCAUCUGGGACGGCGUGCGUACCGUUGCGGUCCACAAGUACUGUGAAGUACUCAACGAGAACUUCACGUCAUGGAACACAGAUAUAUGGACAAAAGAAGUAGAAAUGGAUGGUUAUGGCAAUGGUCAAUCUGACAUGACUACCGACACUGAUGAAAACAUCUACAUCCGAGACGGUCCAUUCGUUAUCAAUCCAACGCUUCAAGAUCAAUCCCUCAUUGACCAAAACUAUACCCUCGAUCUCCGCAGUCACGGCUGCACAAGUCAAUCUUGGACAAACUAUGUCACAACCAUCAACGCAACCAACGGCACCAUCAUCAACCCUGUCAAAUCUGGCCACAUCAACACCAAACGCGGUGCCUCCCGUCGCCAAACUCCCUGCCGGAGACUGGCUCUGGCCCGCAAUCUGGAUGCUCCCCGUUGA
Plenodomus lingam JN3 is the source of this 696-nucleotide messenger RNA. RefSeq lists its product as uncharacterized. NCBI's taxonomy places the organism in Eukaryota, Fungi, Ascomycota, Dothideomycetes, Pleosporales, Leptosphaeriaceae. The record is from RefSeq and is a predicted model, not a curated record.